GUACAAACAAUUUAAGCACAAUUUCUACUAAAAUACUCGCCACUCCUCAUCUUUAUCUUCGACAGAUCCACCUACUCCUGAAAAUGCAGAUAGAAAGACACAGCGUGGCCAUAAUGAUCAGAAAUUCAAUCACGUGUAAGAUUUAUGUAGACUGGACUGGAAGGAAUCUCAGCCUGUUUGAUCAGCACGUUUUCACAAUGGAUGUAAAUUAGAAUGACAGUAUUGACCUCGUCACCUCUCAAACGCAUCCCUUCGACGCGGCCACCAUUCACUUUGGGUGAGCUGAAGAGAGCAGUACCCCCGCACUGCUUCCAGCGAUCCCUGCCGCGCUCCAUGUAUUACGUUGCAACGGACGUAGGUGCUAUAUUCCUGUCCACCUAUCUCGCCACUUUCAUUCCUCUCCUGCCACCGUUUCUUCAAGUGAUAGCCUGGCCGCUUCAUUGGACAGUCGCUGGCAGUUUCAUGCUAGGUGCUUGGCUCAUUGGUCAUGAUUGUGGCCAUCAUGCGUUCAGUGACUACAAGUGGCUCAAUGACGUCAUCGGAUUUGUCCUUCACUCGGCAAUGCUUACGCCUUACUUAUCAUGGAAAUACUCGCACACGUCGCACCACGCUAACACGGGAUCCACAGAACGACAGGUCGUAUUCUUGGUGAAAAAAAAGGACGCCCUCCCGUGGCAUGCUAGAUACACGGACAACCCCCCACUUCGGGUCCUCAACUUGACGAUCUCCCUCUUCAUUGGCUGGCCGUUGUACUUAACUUUCAACGUUUCCGGGCGCACCUACGAUUCCUUCGCGAACCAUUUCUACCCUCAGGGUCCCAACUUUACGCGCCGCCAGCGCGCCAAAGUGCUCCUCUCCGAUUUGGGCGUCACAUCGGUCGCUUACGCUAUCUACCGGCUGACCCUCUCAACUAGUCUAUCGUGGAUGCUCUGCAUCUAUGGUCUACCGCUGCUCUUCGCCAACGCAUGGAUCGUUGCGAUAUCCUACCUGAACCACAUCCACCCCGCACUACCCCACUACGACGAGGGGGAGUGGGACUGGAUGCGGGGCACCAUGUCUACCGUCAACAGGGACUUCGGGUGGUGGAACUACUUUUCCCACCAUAUUACGGACGGCCAUGUUGCGCACCACUUGUUCCCAACGAUGCCGCAUUAUCAUGUGAUGCAGGCCACCGAGGCGAUAAAGCCAAUUUUGGGCGAGUACUAUUUGCUGGACCGGACGCCAGUUUGGAGGGCUUUGUACCGAGAGACCAAGGAAUGCUUGUUUGUGGCACCGGAGAAGGUUCGAAAAGGAGUGCAUUGGUUUGGGAGUCUAGUAGAGGAAAAGGCUGCGUGAAGUUAAGGCAUGAUCAGAUUAAGUAUACAUCUAAUAUACUGUACUAUACCUGUACCUGUACUAUAAUACUAAUGAAUGAUAUUUUUCACGAGAAAGAGGUGCCGCGCCAAGUCGGAAUUUUAUUUUAUACUUGCAAUAAAGAAGUAAACUGCCAUUAUAUUAUUUACUCAGAAAUAGUAAUAUUGUACAAAUUUAUGUUUAAAUAUAGAUCCUACUAUGUCAUCGGAACUUGACGUCUCAAUUUUUUAUGGAGACAUCAAUUUGCUCAUCAAACCAAAAUGCGUACCAGGUUUUGCGAGUUGCGACAUAGUAGGAUUUUCUGUUGGACUUUAUAUGAUUGGCCUUGGAACUUUUAAAAAUGUCCUUGGAACAUAAUUCUUGCGAAAACAAUAGCGAAAAUUUUGAAACGCCACAAUUUAUUGAAGUCAUAUCUGUGUAGUCUCAGCGUCGAUCUAUCUUGUCAAGUUAGUAUCACGAUUGCACAGCAAUAUAACAUUCUUCGCUUGACAUCAAUACUGCUUCCAAUAUAUUUGUGUACGUAAUAAAAAAAGAAGCUUUGGUUUUUCUUACUGUGAAGGAAAUUGAUCUGUCAUCUGGCUGCGCAACAGAUAUUGACGAGCACAAUCUCAUUUCACGUGAAAAAUGGAAAAAUCAAAAUAAGACGCAUGCCAACAAUUUUUCUAAACUUGUCUCUGUUCUAAACUCAGAACUCCCAAAAUGUAAUUUCUACAAUUUUUUUUAAAUAUCUUCAACAAAUCAUCAUUAAGCGCAUUAACUUUUUAUUAAUAUUAUUAGGCGUAUGAUUUCUCUUUUCAAAGUGUAUGUGAUAUAGUUCCUAUCGAAAUAUGUAUCUUCUAAUAAUUGCAAUGCUGAAAUGUAAGAAAAGACGUGACCAUGUAUAGUACUUGUUUACAAGCUCGGAGGAGUCACCCUGAUGACUCAACUCCCAACCCAACGUUGAGGGUUAAGUUGCAGAACCAGCGUUUGAAUUCGUUUCAACCUGCUUGUUUGUUUUGGAAUAAAGAAAUAUGACUUUCUGCUCAUUAUGAUUUUUAUGUACAAAAUUUAGUUUUAUUAAUAAUUAUUUUUUGAGUGGUUGAAUAAACAUGUUUCCUUAAUACUGUAAAAA
Molecule: messenger RNA, 2464 nt
Organism: Bemisia tabaci
Lineage: Eukaryota; Metazoa; Arthropoda; Insecta; Hemiptera; Aleyrodidae
Biological process (GO): lipid metabolic process
Molecular function (GO): oxidoreductase activity
Source: RefSeq, a predicted model, not a curated record